This is a messenger RNA of Aureobasidium pullulans EXF-150, 1294 nucleotides long. RefSeq lists its product as uncharacterized. The record is from RefSeq and is a predicted model, not a curated record. The coding region runs from base 140 to 1141 and encodes 333 amino acids. The transcript has 2 exons. Gene Ontology annotation, biological process: fatty acid metabolic process. Gene Ontology annotation, molecular function: fatty-acyl-CoA binding. Lineage: Eukaryota; Fungi; Ascomycota; Dothideomycetes; Dothideales; Saccotheciaceae.
CAUUGAUCAUGCCAUCGUCCAGCACAUCUCCGCACUUGAGAAGCUAUAGAUCCCCAUCAUCAUAUCCUUAUACAUAGCUUCCUGCUAUAUCGCGCAUUGAGAGGAUUAGCCCGGCCGUCGUCAACACCACAUUCACACCAUGGCCGACUCGGUUGACCGAGUCUUCGGACAUGCGCUCAACACAGUCAACAAGAUCCGCACAGGCUCGCAGAAGCCGCCCGUGAGCGAACGCCUCCGCCUCUACGGCCUCUACAAACAAGCAAUGGAAGGCGAUGUCGCCUACGUCCAAGAACGCCCCACCAUCGACGACAAGAAAGAGCAAGAUAAAUGGGACGCCUGGGCCAGCAAUUCGGGUCUCUCACGCACACAAGCCAAACGCCAAUACAUCGAGACGUUGAUACACACCAUGCACGAAUACGCGAGCUCGACACCCGAGGCUAGGGAAUUGGUCGCUGAGUUGGAGUUUGUCUGGGAUCAGGUGAGGAAUAAUUCGAAUCCGAGUGGGAGUUCGGAUGCGAGUAGUCCGUUGCGCGUCUUGCAUGAGCAGAGGGAGGGAUAUCCGGGUAUGGUCUCGAGUUCUGCUGCCGCCUUCGCCGACGAUGAUGUCGCGUCUCGUCCGCUGCGGAUAUUGAGUCCGGUCAGUCAAGCAGACGAGGAUGAGUUGAACGAAGAGCACGAGGAAGAGUUUGUGGAUGCGCCGAUAAGCCAAUACGAUGAUACUGAGGAUCCUGCUUUGGACGAGGAAGAAGACGACGAUGAUCAACAAGCUUCUCCCUCGCGGCGACCACGGACAUCCAUAUCGAGUCCACGCGACACGCGAUGGCGAAAACGUAUAGAAUCUGCCCUGGUCAAGAUGACGACUGAGGUCGCCGCUUUACGAGAACAACUCGAGUCGCGCAGCUAUAUUGCGCAACGGAGGAAGCACUCUUUCCUAGCCUGGAUCUUACGAGCGUCUUGGUUUCUGGUCAAGCUGGUUGCCGUGGACAUGUUUAUACUCUGGCUUGUGCUUCUAUACUUGCGUCGAAAGAAAGAUAGGAGGCUUGAAGGUGCUGUCAGGGUGUUACUUGGUGAUGCUGUUGCGCAGAUGCAGAAGGUGAGCAGUAAGGUCAAAGUACCUACCCUGACAGGGAAGAAGAGCUAGCUCUUGGAUCCAUAUAUCACGAUGUCAACGACUUUAUUGUACCAGUAUCUGAUUAUCAAAUUCUUGUCAAUAUACUUGAUGGUAUCUAUGAAUCACCUUGGAGGUCACACUGACGCUUGGUAAACGCGACGAACAAAUUCAAUCAAGAUGAAU